GCAGUAUAGAGAGAGAAACAGUGUGUGUAUCAGUGUGCAACCUCUCUCUCUCUCUCUCUCUCUAGACUCUCCACCCUUCUUCCCAGUCAAUAUCUUCCAUUUCUUUUUCUUGGUUUGAGUAGAAAGUGAAUCCAACAAUGGAGAGGGCACAACCUGUACGGAAGUCACACACCUCCACCGCCGAUCUGCUCACGUGGUCGGAGGUGCCGCCGGCGGAAUCUCCUGCCACCGCCUCCGGCAAUACCUCUCGCUCCCAUCAGCCAUCGGACCGUAUCAGUAAGGCGUUGUUUGGAGGUCAGAUCACUGAAGAAGAAGCUGAGAGUCUGAAUAAAAGGAAACCGUGUUCAGGAUAUAAAUUAAAGGAGAUCACUGGGAGUAAAAUAUUUGCAGCUGAUACUGAAGAUGGUAUGCCAGAAUCUGGCACUGCUAAUUCUAGUCCUAAUAACAGAACUGGAUUGCGUAUUUAUCAGCAAGCAGUAAAUGGAAUUAGCCAGAUUUCAUUCAGUGCCGAGGAGAAUCUCUCUCCCAAGAAGCCUGCCACUCUGACUGAGGUAGCCAAGCAGCGUGAAUUAAGCGGGACGCUGGAAAGCGAGUCGGACUCCAAAGUUAAGAAGCAGUUGUCAGAUGCAAAGUGCAAGGAACUCAGUGGACAUGACAUCUUCGCCCCCCCUUCUGAAAUUCCUCCCCGAUCAUUGGCUGCCGCACGUUCCUUGGAAUCAAAAGAAAGCAAAGACAUGGGGGAACCUGCACCACGGAAUGUACGAACAUCUGUCAAAGUUUCUAAUCCUGCUGGAGGUCAGAGCAAUAUCCUUUUCAGCGAAGAACCUGUGAUCAAGACUGCAAAGAAAAUACAUGAUCAGAAGUUCGCGGAGCUAACCGGCAACAACAUUUUCAAGGGAGAUGUUCCCCCAGGAUCUGCUGAAAAGCCGUUGAGUGUGGCUAAGCUGAGAGAAAUAAGCGGCAGUAACAUAUUUGCUGAUGGAAAAAUGGAAUCCAGAGAUUACCGCGGUGGUGUCCGCAAGCCCCCUGGCGGCGAGAGCAGCAUUGCCUUGGUUUAAGUAUGACAUGCUUAGCGGUUGUAUUAUGUUAUUGCAAUUACUUGUUCAUCUUUUUAUAUACUAGUACGUUACCCAUCUUUGACUGAUGAAAGCUCUUUGGUGCUUGAUUAACCUGUGGGUUGUGGAUUGGUGAAUGUGGGUUGUUGUAGAAAUACAAUUUUAGGGUUCGAGAUUUAGUUCAGAACACAUGGAUGGAUGCCUAAUUGGAUUACUUCAAUAGUGGUGUUUCUCCUUUUUAUACCUAGAAUAUGGAUUGUGCUAUAGAUAGCAUUUUCUUGGGUAAUUGAUAGUCGUUAAAAAACAGUAUUUGUUC
Molecule: messenger RNA, 1371 nt
Organism: Cornus florida
Lineage: Eukaryota; Viridiplantae; Streptophyta; Magnoliopsida; Cornales; Cornaceae
Exons: 5
Coding region: 138-1058 (306 amino acids)
Source: RefSeq, a predicted model, not a curated record